Messenger RNA from Drosophila nasuta, 1662 nucleotides. Its product is annotated as CCA tRNA nucleotidyltransferase 1, mitochondrial. Lineage: Eukaryota; Metazoa; Arthropoda; Insecta; Diptera; Drosophilidae. The transcript is spliced from 3 exons. Bases 119 to 1606 code for a protein of 495 amino acids. Gene Ontology annotation, biological process: tRNA 3'-terminal CCA addition; mitochondrial tRNA 3'-end processing. Gene Ontology annotation, molecular function: tRNA binding; nucleotidyltransferase activity. Gene Ontology annotation, cellular component: mitochondrion. The record is from RefSeq and is a predicted model, not a curated record.
UAAAUAGUUACUUAAAAUUCGUUCCAAAUAUCGAUAUCUUUAUAAUACCAUCUUUAAGAUGGCUUGUUUCAUUUCAUUACAACCGAAAUAAGUUUUGCGGGCUUUUCAGUUCUUUCAAAUGCAUGGUUUGCGUUGUAUUACCAAGAUUCUAACCUCACCACGUGCUACAGCAUCGACUGUCGGCAAUUUUCAUCUGCACAUUCGUUUAUUAACAACUUUUCCCAGCCGUAUGCCUUCGCCACCGAAAAUCGCCAAGCCAUCACAAGAAAGUGAACUUUUAGAGGACAUCGUCAAACAGCUUGGUAAGCCGCCCAGGAUGCGUGAGAACCCCGCUUUCACGAAGGUCGACAGUGCCGAGUUCCAUAGCAUUUUCACGCCGGAACUGGAAGAACUUGUGGCACUCUUUAAGAAGUACGACUAUGAGCUGCGCAUUGCUGGCGGUGCUGUGCGUGACAUUCUAAUGAGCAUAAAGCCCAAGGAUGUGGAUUUGGCAACUACAGCAACGCCUGAACAGAUGAAGGAGAUGUUUACGAAGGAGGAGGUGCGCAUGAUAAACGCCAAAGGCGAAAAGCAUGGCACAAUAACGCCACGCAUUAACAACAAGGAAAACUUCGAGGUGACCACGCUCCGCAUUGAUGUGCGCACCGAUGGGCGCCAUGCGGAUGUGAUGUUCACCACCGACUGGCAACUGGAUGCGAAUCGUCGUGAUCUGACGAUAAACUCCAUGUUCCUGGGCUUCGAUGGCACCGUAUACGACUAUUUCUAUGGUUACGAUGAUCUGCAGAAGCGUCGCAUUGUUUUUGUUGGCGACGCGGAUGUGCGGAUCAAGGAAGAUUACCUACGCAUUCUACGCUACUUUCGCUUCUAUGGCAGGAUUGUACCCGUUGCAGAUACCCACGAUGCCGUAACAUUGGCAGCCAUAAAAGCGAAUGCUGAGGGUUUGGCACGGAUUAGUGGCGAACGCAUUUGGGCCGAGCUGCAGAAGAUUGUGGUCGGCAACUUUGGCUGUGAGCUAGUGCUGGAGAUGUAUAAGUGUGACUUGACUGCGCAUUGCGGGCUGCCGGCUGAGCCAGAUCUCACUGAGUUUAAGCGUCUUUGCAGCGAUUUAAAGCAUUUCGAACAGCCGCAUUAUCCCAUAUUGUAUCUGAUAGGCUUGCUCAAUAGCUCCGAGGAUGCUAUAAAAAUGCACGAACGUUUGAAGCUGUCCGCCCACGAACGUGAUCUGGCGCUGUUCAUCACACAGCAGCGUCAGCGAGUUGAUGUGGAGUACGUUUGUCUGCGUGACUAUCAAAAGCUGUGUCUGCAACCGUAUGCUAAACGGGAUUUCGUUGAGCAGCUGCUGAAGUAUACCAACAAGUUGGAGCUCUACAAUCAGCUAAAGGCUUGGGAGACGCCCAACUUCCCCAUCAAUGGGAAUACGCUCAAGAGUCACGGCCUGGUGGGCAAGAAAGUGGGCCAAGUGAUUGCUGAGUUGCGUCUGCUGUGGGCAGACAGUGAUUUUAAGCUGACGGCGGAUGAAUUGCUGGAAAAGUUGCCGACAAUAUUGGAGAUGCUGCAAAAGUCGUCGCCUUGUACACCAAAUAAAAAGCCACGCUCUCAAACUUAAUGAUAGUAUAAAUGCUAAAAUAAAAUUGGAUAUGCAUAAAUAUAAUGAAAAAAUCU